Amoebophrya sp. A120 is the source of this 3101-nucleotide messenger RNA. The record is from the annotation of a GenBank genome assembly. NCBI's taxonomy places the organism in Eukaryota, Dinophyceae, Syndiniales, Amoebophryaceae.
GCAUCACAAAUGAUCCCAAAACAUCAUGACUGGAAAUGCCUAUCAUGGGGUCCCGCGCAUCACAAACGUUCUUGUCAUUGCAAAUCUGCAUGACAACCCUGGGGAGGUGGGGAUGUUUUUGCAUUUGAUAGCACGAGAUGAAAAACGUGGUGUCCAAGCACCUGCCCUUCACGAAGAGGCACCUAUCCAGUGCAAAUAUGUCUGGGUCUGGAACAAGGAUGCAACUUGUCAUGCUGCCUUUGGAUUCGACAUAGAAUCUGUAUUGCAUGAAUAGCAAAAGAGGUGCAAUUUUUUCUACGCGGAGAGGGCAUUUUUCAUGCGGUAUAAGCAUCAGAAAGCCCUCGCAGAAUCUCUGAUGCUAGAGAAUGCAUCACAGACCUCAUGGUUCAUGCAAAAUAUGCAUGACAAACUCCUGCAUUGUUCCACACAUCCAGGGAUAUUUGCAAUGCAUAGCACCUGUCGCAGAUCCAUUUCACGCGGAAGCUGCCGAAAAACAGCAUCUACCAAGACGACAGCGAGGGGGAAAACAUGGCGUUUGUGCAUUACCUGCUGAACAAGAAGGAGGAGCAGGACAACGAGGUUUGCACGAAGCCAGUGGUGCAAAUGGUGCUGCAGAAUUUUUCGAAGAAUUUCACGAAACUGCUGCGGAACCUGAUGAAGGAAACGGUGGUGCAAUCCUUUGGGGAGCAGGUUUUGGGCUCUCUGCGCCGGCGCACCGCCGGCGAGGGGGGGCGGGCGCAAGACCACGACGACCAAGAGCCUGUUGCUGGUGGUGCUGCUGCUGCCGCCCAAGUGAAGCAAGAAACAGACAUUUUGCUCACAAGUUCCUCUUAUCAAAUGCAAAAAUGUCUGGGUCUGGAACAUUGGAACACUUGUCAUGCACAUUUUGCAUUAACGAUGAUGCCUGUAAUGCAUGACCUAGCAUCAGUGAUUUUGCGAGGGCUUCCUGAUGCCUAUACCGCAUGAGGAAUACCCCCUCCGCGUAGCAUAAACUGGACUCCUCUUGCUCCUGACGCAAUACAGAUUUUUUUGGAAUCCAAAGACAGCAUGACAAGUUCCAUCCUCCCAGACCCAGACACUUUUGCAUUUGAUAACUCUGAAAGCACAGCGGACAGCAGCAACUCCAGUUCCGACGCGCAGGACUCGACGCAACAGGCAGUCGCCGGGUAUCGAAACAGCCCUCUGCAGCAGCAACAACAGCAGCAGCAGCUUUCGAUGGCCGAGAAGUUGGAGAAGGACGUGCUGCGGGUAUUGAAACUGAAAAACCGACUACGCCUGGAAAAAACUGUGUAAGUGUAACUUUGAAGUGAAGAGCAGCAUCACAAAUUCGUUUUGCAUUACAGGGAAAUAAACCUGUCACAUGCGCUGCUAGUAUGUUGAAACACGUAUGAAAGUAGUAGCCUAUGACGCACAUCCAGCAUGACAAGUGUAACAGUUUUGCACUUUCUGCAUCACAGACAUGCACUUCUCACAUAGUUUUUUUCUUGCAUACCGACAGUAUUCCAACUACCUAGCGGCAGAGAACAAGAACGGGGGUUCUUACGCACACGGAAAGAUAAUAAACGGAGCGCAUAUGUUAAGCGGAUUUGGGUGGAACGGGGCAAUAUCAAAAAGCGACAGGAACACGAAUAACUACACAUCUGCCGAGUACAACGUAAGCCCGGGAGGAGCUGCAGGCGGUGGCACGUCAGCGACCACGGGAGCCGCGAGUUCCAAUGCGUUUGUCCUGCCGGUCGCAUCCAACAGCGCGGGUGGAACGGCACCGUCUAUCAACUGUAAAAAUGUCUGGGUCUGGAAAAGUGUAGACUUGUCACGCAGAUUUUCCAUGACCCAUGAGGUCUGGAAUGCGGGACUUAGCAUGACAGACUCUGCGAGGUCUCUGCCAUGCCUAUCCUGCAUGAGAAACGCCCCUGCAACUUGGUCAAAAGUGUACAGCUUUUGGCACUCAUGCAACACAGAUUUUCGCAUGCUUCAGAUUUACCAUGACAAGUUGGAAUCUUCCAGACCCAGACAUUUUUGCAAUUCAUACCGUCCGCACUCCAGCAAUCGCGCGGAGGUCCUCGUGGUUCCCCUAGCAAUCGGGCGGAGGAGGACAUGACAGAAUUGGAUUUUAUCCUGAGGAAAAACGUCACCACCGCAGAUUUAUCAUUUAGAUUUGCAUCUACAACAAGAGCAUUUGUAAUGCGCAUCCCCAUAAGAAGCGUUUUAGAUUUAGUCGUGGUUCGGCAUUUGUAAUGCUGUAGACAGCAUCAACUAAUGGGACGGCUUUUGUGAUCCACGACGGCUGGCCUUGCUAAUGUGCACUACAACAUCUUCGAGAGCAGCUUCAGUUCGUCAUACGUGACUCGCAAGACUUCUGGAUCUGUGAUGCAAAAUUCUGAACCUAACACUGGGGAGGUGGGGACGUUUUUCCACCGCAUAGAUUUCAGUCUGUCGUUACCGCCAAGGACGGCGUUCAGCCAGACCAAGUUACUGGAGGUGGAAGAGAGGGAAAGUAGAAAUGCGGCGGUAUGCAUUGCAAAUCUGUCUGGAUGUCUGGAAGAGGGCAAUUUGUAAUGCAGCUGCCUUUGGAUUCUACGAACAUCUGUAAUGCGCGAGCAGGAAGAAGGAGUGCAGUUUUUGCAUCGCGGAGGCGGAAUUUCAUUUUGUUAUGCUGUAUAGGCAUCAGGAAGCCCUUCCCAAAUCUGUGAUGCUAGGGCAGACAUCACAGACAUUAUGGGUCCUGCAAUAAAACGGGCAUGACAAGUCUUGCAAUCUUCCAGACCCAGACAUAUUUGCAAUUCAUAGUCGGAAAAAGUGGAUUACAAAAGGUCGCAGAGUUUGUGACGACUUUAUGUAUUGCUAUUGUACUAGAACUAGUAGUCCCUGCAGCAGGAGGUGAUCACGCAGGGUGUGAGUGUCUGCUUUAUUUCUAAGUUAUAAGAAGAAAAAAGAAAAACCUAAACCACCAGAGAGAUGAACUUCUUUCUGUGGGGUUGCAGUUGCACUACCUACGAAGUAAGUACUUAUCCGCAUAAUUCAUGGGGGAAGAACGCUCUUUGAUUUGUGAAAAAGACAAGAGUUGGUAUUAUUUAGACAAACCGAAGAUCAACAUGCGCCAC